Messenger RNA from Paramuricea clavata, 357 nucleotides. NCBI's taxonomy places the organism in Eukaryota, Metazoa, Cnidaria, Anthozoa, Malacalcyonacea, Plexauridae. The record is from the annotation of a GenBank genome assembly.
AUGUUCACUAGAGAAAUUUACGAUUACGAACAGUUAUAUAGCCUUGAUGUUCUUGGAGUUGAAGACCGUGGUGAAAAUGAUCAAAUGCAAGUGCUUGCUGAGUUUCGAGAGAACAUAACCAGACAAGAAGAUGACAGAUACCAAGUUAGCAUACCAUGGAUUCCAGGGAGUAAGUUGACAACUACAAACGAACAGCCAAGCAGAAGACGACUGUUCAACGUGAACAAAAAGUUAGCGAAAGACGAAAACCUGAAGCAAGAGUAUGAGAAGAUUAUCGAUGAUCAACUAGCAAGCGGUGUGAUUGAGAAAGCCCCCAGACGAGCCGUCAGGAGAGCGAGUGUACUACAUGCCACAUAA